Molecule: messenger RNA, 3874 nt
Organism: Cephus cinctus (wheat stem sawfly)
Lineage: Eukaryota; Metazoa; Arthropoda; Insecta; Hymenoptera; Cephidae
Exons: 10
Coding region: 58-2967 (969 amino acids)
Source: RefSeq, a predicted model, not a curated record
GUGAACGCUGGUCUCAGCUAUCCUGUUCGGGAUCAUUCGGGAAGCUUCGGAAAAUGGAUGAUUCCAGAAGCUGGUAUUUCUUGUUCACUUUUAGCAUUGAGUAUCGCUGCAACGAUAACUGCGACAAAGGCUGCUUUACAAAUCUGUAAAACAGCCGAAACACGUGAAACGAUUGACAAAUUUGCCAUAGCCACGUACGAUGACAUCCUAAUCGACAUGAUUGCGAGAUACGUUUUUGUCCUGCUGGCAGCCCUCGUUUGGGGCUGCUACGCUCAAGUGUACACGGGUCGUUCCACGAGUAGCGUCGUAGAGGCAGUAGAACCAGCUGCUCCAGCUGCACCGGUGAAAAAUGAAUUUGUUACACAAACCGUAUAUGGUUUUUUGGAUUUUACUACAACCAUAGGUAAUACCAUAAUGGUUUUCAGUCCUCAAAGUGCUCCAGCAGAAGGCUCUCAGGACAAGGAUCAAAAGAGUCCUCCGAUUCAGACGAAGCCCAAGGAAACUCCUAAGAAUAACCUUGAUAUUCAGCCUAGUAAAACUGUCCCACAAGAUAACAAAAAACCACAGACAAAAGGGACAAAGGUCGUGGUUCAUUCUGUGGUCGAGAAAAAUGUUGUUAAACAUUCAGAGGACAAUGUGGUACCCAUAAGAAACGAGAAUGUCAAAACCAGGAUAGAGGUUGUCACGAAGAGUCCUGUAUUGUCGAGCGUCGUGGAGGUUCGUCCAAAAGAUGAGACACCCAUAAAAAAUAAUCUUGCCGAACCCGAAUACGACUUCCUGUCGAAACAGCCAGCGGAAGUCAUCGACGAGACCUACAAGCUAAUAAACCUAAGGCCUUCAUCCAAAGCUCAUGCGAAACCCAGACCGACGACCAAACGCGAUAAAGAAAAUCCAACUGGUUUGGUUACACGAUUGGGAGGAACAAUUGUCAAAGAUGGAUUGACAACCGUGCACGAGACCAAUGUUAUUGGGACCUACAUAAAUGGAAAGUAUGCUCAGGUUCUUCAGAGUAACUCAAGGGUAUUGACGCCAUCGGCUCCCGAAGUGAAAAUAAGGCCCACGAAUUCUCAGAGGAUUUUGAAAACUAUUGGACCUCAGCAUGGAAAGCUAAAACCACAGCUGGAACCAACUCCAGUUGCUCAUCAGGAUGAAUCUUCGUUACCACUUGAAGUAUUGUUUAGUUCACCAUCGGGACCCAAUGUGAAAACUACUAGAAGACAUUCUAAUAAUCAUCAGGCCCGACCUAAGUUCCGUAGUAAGGUUAACGAAGAGGACAACACCGAACCACAUCAGCAACCAAGAUCGAUUGGCAAAAAUCGACCCACAACUGCCAGACCAAGUUACAAGAAUCGAAAUCAACAAACAACAACCACGGAACCUCCCACAACUCGUCGCCGCUCCGGUUUCCGUCCAAGCAACCCACCGGGUCCAACUGCUAAACUAGGUAAGCCUAAACCAGAAACGGUGAAUCCCGCAAGUCUGCUGCCCAAGGUGAAGCAUCCACGACCUUCAGGGAGAUGGUCAUACAAGACUACCCCUAAGCCACGGAUCGAGAUCCGCAAGCAGGUAGAUGACGAGGAAAGGACAUUCUCCCCGGAAGUUAGUACCCAGGAGGUUAUAAUCGAGGAGAAGUCUACACCUGUCAUACAGAGAAAAAUUACUGAGGAAUCUUCAAACGAGGAUGAGCUUGAUCCUAGCGAGAGCGAGGAUGUCGACGCCAGUAUCCGGGAACCACCUCAGCAGAUACUUCCUGUGGAGACGAUAAAUGUUGAAAUUUCAACAGCACCUGAUCUCAAUGAUAUCUACUUUGAAAUAGCUACCAUCAAGUCGCCCUAUACCUUCCAGGUGGGCACGAUGCGAAAUACCCGAUACGUGACAGUAACGUCAACCCAGAAGAAAAGUUUCAAUACAGUCCAUCCCUCCACGCCGAUAUCCCCAUCAGAACCAUUAACAGAGAACAUCCUCGCGAACACUGGAGCUGCCUAUGAAACAACACUGCCGUUAGAUUCCUCGGUGGCUACCUUGCCAGCCAUAUCCUUAGAUCCUGGCCAGGCAACGCCACCCUUAGAAACUCUUGUCGAAACCUUCUCCACAACGCAAACUUUAUUAAAGACAUACUUACUGCCAGUAAUAUCAAAUGGUAAUACUACCAAACUCACCCUGGUGCAAACUUAUAACAUAGCCAGGGUGGUAACAGCCACAAAGACACUGCCACCAAUGGAAAUCUAUCAGUUCAUACCGAGCAAAACACUGAACGAGUUCAAUUCUAAAUUGGAUGAAGCUGGAAGUGAACUUCACUUGGAAUUGGACUUCAGCGACGAUGACCGCGACGAUGAGGACAUACCUAAAAGAGUAGUGGCACCUAGUGAAUUGGAAUCUGACUUAAACCCAUUCAAAUCAGCAUCACAGUCUCGCAAUAAACCAGAACCCCCCACGACACCAUCUCCAGAGCCGCAGCUGUCACCCGAACAGGCUCAACAGUUGGCAUUGCUCAAGUACUUUGGUCAACCUCAGCCCCAAGUGAUCACCACGUCAAGACCAGUUGUUGUUAUGGAAACUGUAUACGAGUCUCACGUGAUACCAAUUGUCAACGGCGGCAAUACAAUGCUUUCUACGUUAUCCAGACCAGUCGGCACAGUGCCUAGAACUUCCUACGAAUAUGGCACGUCCACCAUAGCACCAAUUUUACCACCGGCACCACCAAUUUUCCCACAGCAACAUCCACAGUUUACUGUUACCAGUGCGCCGUUGAUCACACAGACAUUUGCUACCGUGUCUGACUCUAGGGUACUAAAAUUGACCUUUGGCGCUAAGACGGCGUACACCACUUUGUUCUCCACCAGGGUGAUACCUACGGAAUUGACAACCUAUGUCACAUCAACAGUGCCUGUACAACCUACAGUACCUGCAUUCCCUGGAUACUUCCCACCACCAGUUGGUUAUCCACCUUUCCCAUAUGUGGGUUAAGCAAUUGGAAAAUUGUACAAUUGGAAUUUAGAGAAAGAUGAUGUAGCGAGAUACUCAUUUGGGUGGCAAUGACUUUGGCAAAUGGGCAUUGGUUGUUAUCCAAUUGAAAUGCUACAACGGUGUGAGGCUUUUGUGUGGCAGCCAAGAAAUACCUGAAUUAAACAUAUGCAAUACUCGAGGAUUUAUAAUAAUCUAAUGGUGCAAUGAACAGUCGGAUGAGAUCAGCAUUGACAAUUGAUCCAUAAAUGAUUGAAAUUAUAAAAUGGAAAAUUAGAUUUUAUCAGUAUAUUAUAGAAUGAUCCAUAUAAUCGUGCAGACGAAGAGUACUAUUGUGUUCGGCUCCUAUUUGGCGUUUAUUUUAACAGUGACAAAUUUAGAAAUAGGAUUAUGUAAUUUUACAUAGAUAGAUAGCUCUACGACGAGUCCGUGACUCAGGCAAUGAUCGUUGACUAUCAGUCUAUCAUCGAAAGAGAUGAAAAAAGUUGACGUAGAUCGUCCAAAAUAAAUGUAUUGCUUUUAAUUCCGUACUUCGUUAUAACCAGUGAAUUAAGGUUUAGAAAGAAUACCAGUGAAUUAAUAUUUCAAUCCAAGAGUACCCUUAUAAUACUCAUAGAAUUUCUAAAACGUGAAAAAAGUAAUAGCCACAGGUCAGAAACAUUGCUAAAAAAUGUAAAUGACAAAUUGUACCCAAGAUUUGACUAAAAAAUCAAAAAACUCGAUUUUCGUGGGUAGCACGUCUCGUUGCGAUUGAUCGGCCUGCUUUCAUAAGUGUAAAUAAAUUAUUCUGUACCUUAUUGUAAUUCUUUGCAUGUAUAUUUACGAGAAUUUAAAUGUAAAGGAAAAGAAAAAUGAAGAAAAAAAAACAAGGAGACAUAACGAAUUUUUGUAAAUAAAACUAUGAAAAAUA